AUGGACGCGUUAUUGGAGCCGUCGGAACAAGAGCGACGAUGCUACUAUAUCGGCCUACCGUCAUUCCCGAGGCUGGUUGCCCGAUCUGGAACGGAGCCCUGGACCCCCCGGGUGGACCAAUGGUCGUGCCCUAUUGAGAAGAGGCUUCGCGUAGUAGACGAGCAUGCAAUCAUCGAAAAGUGGAACGACGAUUCCCCGAACUCGCUCCGCUGUCAGGUUGUCUCCUUGAUCGAGCAACGAGGCCUUUAUUGGCACGCGAUCGACGUCUUACGGAUCGGAUAUCAAGACCUCCCCGACGCCCCUAUUGUCGUCUUUAUCUCCGUGGAGCCCGGUACCCUAUCUUGGCGCGAUGGUCAUAGCGUGGCAACGCAGUGUCGACUCUUGCUUGCACACUAUAAGCUAUAUGACGUGCAGUGCGAAAUCAAAGAAUCGCGCCUGAUCAAGCUCGCAGCACCUAUGGUCCUACAACUGCCGGACGACGCCGGAACCAGCUAUUACGCGCCGGACAUGAGUCUAAUUAGCGACUGCGUAGGCAAUGUUAUCUCGCCUAUCGACACGCCGACAUGGGGGGGCACCAGUUGCCUCUACCUCCGGGACAGACAUACGGAUGCCACAUACGCCCUGACCUGUCGACAUGUCUGCUUCGGCCAUAUAGAGCCCGGACACUCAGUGGAGAUUCUACCGAGCACUGCCCCUUCCCAGUCUUCCGCGUCAAUACAAAAGCACAUGCUCCAGCCUAGCACGACAACGUUUGAUAAGACCCUUUCCACGCUAUAG
Molecule: messenger RNA, 777 nt
Organism: Hirsutella rhossiliensis
Lineage: Eukaryota; Fungi; Ascomycota; Sordariomycetes; Hypocreales; Ophiocordycipitaceae
Exons: 1
Coding region: 1-777 (258 amino acids)
Source: RefSeq, a predicted model, not a curated record